This is a messenger RNA of Dreissena polymorpha, 1298 nucleotides long. RefSeq names its product arylsulfatase B-like. Lineage: Eukaryota; Metazoa; Mollusca; Bivalvia; Myida; Dreissenidae. Bases 10 to 942 code for a protein of 310 amino acids. The record is from RefSeq and is a predicted model, not a curated record. The transcript has 9 exons.
UGGGUGGUUAUGAUUUCCGGUUUAACACGACAGUAUUUUCAUCCAUCGAAAGGAGAAUAUUCCGCACACACCAUCGCUUCGCGUGCCAUUGACGUCAUCAACGCUGUUGACCCGGAUGCACAGCCCAUGUAUCUGUACCUUCCGUUCCAGUCCGUGCAUGAACCGUUAGAGGUUCCUGAGAGCUUUGAGCGCAUUUACGCUAAUAUAUCUACAAAAAGCAGAAGAACAUAUUGCGGUAUGAUAUCCGCUCUGGACGAAGCCGUUGGCAACAUCACAUCGGCACUUCGCAGCCGCGGAUUCAUGAACAACGCCUUACUUGUCUUCACCACUGAUAACGGCGGUCCCAGUUAUACGGCGGCAAACAAUCUUCCGCUGAGGGGAGCCAAGACCACCCUGUGGGAGGGAGGGACCAAGGGUGUGGCCUUCGUCUAUAGCGACACUCUGCUGAAGAAAACUAAAUACACGAAUACGGAAAUGAUGCAUGCAGUUGACUGGUUCCCGACACUGCUGACCCUUGCUGGUGGAAAACCUGACGCUGGCAUGGACGGUGUAAACCAGUGGGCCACCGUGAGUAACGGAGCUCCAUCAGCCAGGACGGAAUUCGUCUACAACAUCGACGAGAUUGACAAGAACGCAGCUAUCAGGGUUGGUCAGUACAAGCUUAUUGAGGGAAGUCCAGGGGCCUACAACGGGUGGACACCGCUACCGCCUAUGUUGGAAACAGUCGUCAACGAAAUGUUCCCGCCUUACCAGCUCUUCGAUAUCGACGCGGAUCCUACGGAGCAUUUCGAUAUUGCUGACCAACAUCCGGACGUGGUCAAGCGCCUACAAGAUCGCAUCAACUUCCACAGAACUACAGCGGUGCCGGCUAACUAUCCGCUACCAGAUCCGGCUUCCAACCCCAAACACUUCGGCGGCAACUGGUCGCCCGGCUGGUGCUGAAAACCGGUUCUGUUUACCAUUGACAAUACUAAGCACCCCUUUAUACUGUCGUCAAUCUGUUAAAAUGAAUACACACAUUGUCAAGACAAUAAUUAUGUUUGCUCUGGGCAAGUGAACUUGUGGUCCCCCAUUAUAAAAUGACUUGUUAUUUUCAAGGCUGAUACUACUGAAUUCGUUUACAAUAAAUGAAAGGCGCUAAGUGUUUCAUGUGUAUGUAUUCGAUUGCGCCCAUGCACAGAUUCACGUAUUGAUUCCACAAUCAUUACGGUAUUUAAAUAUAUUCACGAAGACACUUAGUCUGCCUUUACGUGCAUGUGUACAAUUUCUUCUAAAAUAAAUAAAUACAUACAACUGUU